Yamadazyma tenuis ATCC 10573 is the source of this 1461-nucleotide messenger RNA. The record is from RefSeq and is a predicted model, not a curated record. Lineage: Eukaryota; Fungi; Ascomycota; Pichiomycetes; Serinales; Debaryomycetaceae.
AAACAUUUUUGUAUUCCGAAUAUUGGUCUCAUAUACAUUCUCGUUCGUGACCUUACAACCCGAUAAAUCUUCCCUGCUUUCUGUGUUCAGAAUACCAAUGUUCACGGCUAUCAGAAAUCAAUUUGUCUUCGUGACUUCGAAGUUUAACCAUUUCUACUUCAUUCCUUUGUUUGGUUUAAUUUGCUGGUACAUAUGGUGUUUUACCUUGAUAGGUAUGUACGUGGGAGAAGGUUCUAAGGUGUAUCCUCAAUUCGAUGAGAAUGCCUCUCCUUUACCACUCCAAAGAAUUGGGGUUAUCUUGUGUCCCGGAUUCUUUUUGACAUUUGUGGUGAUACAUUCAAUUGUGUUCUGUUGCUCGAUCUAUUUAGAGUUUUACCACAGAAAAAUCGGAAAAUUGAUAAAGUUUAUCAAGCCUGAUUUGCAGAAAAGAUUAGGUUUAGCUUCCAUCGUUGUGGGGAUCAUGGCACAGAUUUUUUUUAUUGCACAGUCGGUGUGUGGGUACGUGUUUGUGACCCAAGGCAAACGUAUGCUCAACCACUACGCCGAGUUGCUAGCCACUUUUGCCAUCUUGGUGAUGAUCUCGUUGGCGUUGAAUUUCACCAAUUACUAUAUUAUGGGCCAGUAUUAUAGGAAGUAUGUCAACGGUGAAAGAUGGAACAAAUUUACCAUAUCCUUCAUUGUUAAGAUUAUUUGGUUGGUGGUGACAAUCAUGUUGGCAGCAAUUUGCUGUGGGUUCUACGUCAGAGGCAGAAAGGACAUUGCCGAUGUGUUUGAAUGGGCAUUCCAUCUUUGGUAUGGCUUUUUGAUGGCUUUCUGGACUUAUGAUUUGUACCCAUUGACAGAGUUGAAAUCAUUGAAGAGAGGGGCAGAAAAGGUUCCUAAGAGAAGGUUCUCCUUCUGGAACAAGGAAAAGGUGGACAUUGUCACCCAUGUAACCAAUGCUGAUUCCAACUUGACUCCUUCCACAUCUCAAUCCAUGAGAGACUUCGACUCUCCUGGUUUCAACUACACUAAUUACAAUCCCUCCAGUCCUGUUUGACUUUCGAGCACUUCUGAUAACUAACUCUAUACUUUCCUUACGAAUCAUGAAAUGUACUAUAUAUGGCGGUGUUUAGUGUACGAUAUAUAUGCUUAAUUGACAUUUUGCUUUUUUGCAACCAAAUCUAAAUAACACUACAAAAGUUGGGGACAGGUGGUUUCACCGAAACUCAUCGCCUCUAGAGAUUUGGAGAAGGAAUUUUCUAACGUUGAUCUUAGAAAAUUAGUUUCAACUCGCUAUGCAACUAGUCUAUUGUUUCAGCCGUUCACCUCACAACUGAGAGCUUUGCCGUACUACUGUGGACGAGAAACAUAUUGUUUAUGGCUCGAACAGUCAUCGCUGUAAGCUUCAGUUCUCCUUAUACCCAUUCAGUACUAUAUAACUUUCGAAAUCUAUUGCAAAUUUCAGCAGUAUUCAUCGGC